AGCCCCGCCGGAUGUCGUUUCAGCAGCAACAGCAACUUGAUGGCUGUUGUCACAGCUGGGUAGUUGGCUCGCUGGAAGUUGAGCAACAGCCGUCUGGAGAAAGCGAGUCGCGGCGUGGAUUUCUAGCAGCCCCGCAGAAUCCACGGAGAAGGUUCGGCUCAGGAAAGUCCAUCACCACGGUUCCGAAUCCCCUCUGUGAAGAUCCACGAUGCAGAGAAGAAGAUGAGUCCUCCAGAAGGUCUGGGACAACUUCCUGUCUUUGCUGCUGUCCCUCCCACUCCCCCAGAUCUCACCCCUCUUAGUGCCUCCCUUCGCCCGGUCCCCAGUAGGGGGCGGUAAGGCGAUGUCUGGAUGGCGGUCCCAGGGGCGCCUCCUGCUGCUGAACUCGCUGACCUGCGGCCUGGAGAUCUGCGUGGCGGCUGGGAUCACCUACGUCCCCCCGCUGCUGCUGGAGGCCGGGGUGGAGGAGCGCUACAUGACCAUGGUGCUGGGUAUCGGCCCGGUUCUGGGGCUGCUCUUCAUCCCUCUGAUCGGUUCGGCCAGUGACCAGUGCAGCAGCAGCUACGGCCGCCGCCGGCCCUUCAUCUGGCUGCUGUCACUGGGCGUCCUGCUGGCGCUCUUCAUCAUCCCCAACGCCGACCUGCUGGCGGCCCGUCUGCCCCGGGCGGAGCGGACCCUGCAGGUGGGCUUCCUCAUCCUGGGCGUGGGCCUGCUGGACUUCUGCGGCCAGGUGUGCUUCACGCCGCUGGAGGCGCUGCUGUCGGACCUGUACCGGGACGAGGAAGACUGCGGCCGGGCCUUCGCCAUGUUCUCCUUCAUGGUCAGCGUGGGCGGCUGCGUGGGCUACCUGCUGCCCGCCGUGGACUGGAGCCGCAGCCCGCUGGCCGUCUACCUGGGCGGCCAGGCCGAGUGCCUCUUCUCCCUCCUCAUCCUCAUCUUCGUCACCAGCGUCAUCGUCACCAUGAAGGUGUCUGAGGAGCCGGCCCGGUCCGGCCCGCGGCCGGAGCCCGGCGGCGGCGCCAGGGAGGCGGGGCGCUGCGGACUCCCUCGCUCCUGCUUCUCCCUGCUCAGGUGCAAGCUGUGGCUGCUGGGGGCGGGGCCUCUGCUCUGCCUGCUGCGCACCUGCCGCACCACCAUACCCGCCAUCUUCUGGAGCUACUGCCGCGUGCCGCGCGUCAUCAGGCAGCUGUGCGCGGCGCAGCUCUGCAGCUGGAUGGCCGUCAUGUCCUUCAUGCUGUUCUACACAGACUUUGUGGGGGAGGGGCUUUACGGCGGCGUCCCCAGCGCGGCGCCGGGGAGCGUGGCACGGCAGCGGUACGAUGAAGGCAUCCGCAUGGGCAGCCUGGGCCUCUUCCUGCAGUGCGCCACGUCCACCAUGUUUUCUCUGGCGAUGAGCCGCCUGCUGCGGCGCUUCGGCCCGCGCCGCGUCUACCUGGGCAGCAUGGUGAGCUUCACGCUAUCCGCCCUGGGCAUCUGCCUGUCCAGCAGCAUCGUCAUGGUGACGGCCAUGACCGCGCUCACCGGCUUCGCCUACGCCACGCUGCAGACCGUCCCGUACACGCUGACCUGCCACUACCACAAGGAGAAGGAGGUCUACUUGUCUCCAGGGAAACCCAGAACCUCGCACAGCAACAGCGUGGCGGCGGGGCGGGACGCCGUCUGUCUGACCCCUGCAGAGGAGGAGGGGGGGGUCCAGAACCACAAACCGCCUCUCAACAGGCAGGACGGGUUUGAACACUUUCCCCUCCAGCAGGGUGAGGCGGGCGGCGAGCGGCGCGGCGUGGGGCUGGACUUCGCCAUCUUGGACAGCACCUUCCUCCUGUCGCAGGUCAUCCCCACGCUCUUCAUGGGCGCCGUCGUCCAGCUGGCCGGAUCCGUCACCGCCUACAUCGCUAGCUCCGCCCUCUUCGGCGCCGUAGCCAUCUACCUGUCGACCCGCAUCGUCUUCGACCAGAAGGACCUCCGGAGCUGAGGCGGUCAGGUCCUUCUUUACCCACAAUGCCUUAGGGUGUGAGGGCGUCCUCAGGUAGAACUUGAACGAUCUGAAUAAUCUCCAGGUUCCAUCUGGACCAUUUAGGACCGUUCUGGUUUGGUUCUGAUCCAUUCGGUUCUUCAGGUCUCCUCUGAGUCCAAAUGGGAGAAAAUCCCAACAUUUAUCCAUAAGCAUGAAGGAACAUCUACCAGCCUGAAUAUUCCCACCAAAGUGGGCGGAGCCAGAAGAGGCUGGGGGCGUGGCCAGGUCUGAGAGGGGGAAGACCAAAUCAGCACUAAUGCUAACGCUAACGUAACCAUUUAGCCAUCUGGAGACGUUUCUCCUCCAGAAGUUCUGCUGAUGUCCAGACCCUGAAGGAGCAAAGCAGCCCAGGCCAUCAUACUGCCACCACCGUGUCUGACUGUAGUUCAGGAUGCAGACAUGAAGUCAGUGUUUCUGGCCUUUCAGAAACAAUUUUUCUGCUUUUCUACUUCCUGCUGCCAGACGGUUCUGGACUCUGGGGGUAGCAGAGAUUUCUGGGCUUGUUUGACCGUUAGUUUAAUCUGCAGCGUUUAAUGUGGAGUGAAUAUUUCCUCCAGCUCCGGCUCAGGUGAGCCUCUCCCUGUUUGCUGCUGGUGGAUCUGCUGUGGAACCAGUUCAAACUGGUCCAGAGUACUGGUAGCAUGCACACACUGACCUCUGCCCUGCUUAGUUUCCUGCGUUGCCAUGGUGACAGUUUGCAUCUCACUGCAUAUCCAGACGAUAAUGCAGGACGCCAGAUGGCCUUGUUGCAGAGAAGUGCAUGGAUACCGUCUCCAUAGCAACCAUCCCUGAAAAGACCAAAAAUGGAGGCUGAACCUAGAGCCGGGUGUGUGUGUGUGUGUGUGUGUGUGUGUGUGUGUGGGUGCGUGUGUGCGUGCGUGUGUGUGUGGGUGGUAAGAAGCCCCCCCCCCAUUAGCGCCACCUUGAGGUGAAACUCAGGACUCUGUUGCCGUGGCAGCAGUCAGGAGGAAGGUGGCUGAAGAAGUGCCUGCUCUUUAUUAAACAUGUAAAUAUGGAUUUAUUUAUUCUGCUGAAAGCUUUUCUGUGGAACACAAAUUAUUUAUAUGGAAAGCAACUUUAAAGCUAAUUUAUUUCAUAAAUAUGAAGUCAGUUUUAUUACCUGUCAUGUUUUGGGCCUUCUUUACCUCUGAAUGUUCAACCGGGUCGAUGGAAACCAAAUCUGAUACUUUUGAUAUGAAUUAAUUUUGCUCCUCUUUAUACUCUGUACCAGCUGAAGGAGUGGAGAAAUAUGCAAUUACCAAACAGAUUUUAUAAAGAAUAAUAAGAACUUUUAUUAUCCACUCACGUCUUCUGCCUUUACAUCUGAAGAUCAUUAAAAGUCAAUAAUACAAAC
Molecule: messenger RNA, 3368 nt
Organism: Gambusia affinis (western mosquitofish)
Lineage: Eukaryota; Metazoa; Chordata; Actinopteri; Cyprinodontiformes; Poeciliidae
Gene: slc45a3
Product: solute carrier family 45 member 3
Exons: 6
Coding region: 344-1972 (542 amino acids)
Biological process (GO): transmembrane transport
Cellular component (GO): membrane
Molecular function (GO): sucrose:proton symporter activity
Source: RefSeq, a predicted model, not a curated record